This is a messenger RNA of Micromonas pusilla CCMP1545, 8073 nucleotides long. RefSeq lists its product as uncharacterized. Gene Ontology annotation, molecular function: calmodulin binding. The coding region runs from base 1 to 8073 and encodes 2690 amino acids. The record is from RefSeq and is a predicted model, not a curated record. NCBI's taxonomy places the organism in Eukaryota, Viridiplantae, Chlorophyta, Mamiellophyceae, Mamiellales, Mamiellaceae. The transcript has a single exon. Gene Ontology annotation, cellular component: spindle pole. Gene Ontology annotation, biological process: establishment of meiotic spindle localization; mitotic cell cycle; spindle organization.
AUGGGCAAGAAAGGGAAGAGGAAGAACCCCGGCGGGCGGGGGAACGUCGCGGCGGCGGCGGAGCGCCGCGCGGCGGCGCCCGCGCGUCCUGCGCGGGACGACUCGGCGGAUCCGAGGAUCUCGCGCGAGGACGACGACGGGGACGACGCGAGCGCGCGCGGCGUCGCGUCGCCGCCGCCGCCGCCUCCGCGCGCGUCGCCCGCGCCGUCGUCCGUCGCGAACGACGACGACGCGUUCGCGACGCCGUCCGGCGCGUCGCGCGCGCCGUCGAGCGCGCGCGAGACCCCGGGCAGCGCGUCGCUCGGCGCGUCGUCCUUCGCGACGCCGCGCUCGAUGGCGUCCUCCGCGUUCGCGUCGCCGGCGACCGCCGCGUCCGCGUCCGCGUCCGCGUCCGCGUCGUUUCCGAAGACGCCCGGGACCGCGGGCGAGAUCGGCAUCGACGGCGACGCGUGGGCGAGAGAGGCGGCGCGCGCGAUGGAGGAGGAGCGCGCGCGACUCGAAGCCGCGCGACGACGCUUGGAGCGCGCGGUCGAGACCGCGGAGGAAGCGUCGCUCGAGAUCGACGACGACGACGCCGCCGCUGACGACGCGCCCGCCGUAACCGCGCGCGGACUCGGACUCGAGGACGCGGACGUCUCGAUCGAAGAGCACUCUCUCCUGGACGUCUCGUCGUCCGAGUCGCCGCCGCCGAACGACGCGAGCGCGUUGGACCCGAACGUCUCCAUCGAGCUCGUGGACCAAUCCAUCGAGGAGCACUCGCUUCUCGACGCGUCGUCGUCGUCGUCGUCCGCGCGGUCGAGCGCGGGGAGCGAGGACCUGUCGAUGCCGCCGGGGCGGACGACGACAUCGCCGAACAAGGCGGUGGUUCCGGCGCGGUCGUCGCCGAGCGCGAGCGCGAGCGCGUCGCCGACCGCGUCCGCGGCGGCGUCGCCGAGCGGUACGCGGACAAGGGAUGAGAAAGUCCUUAAGGAACGGCGUUCACCACGCGAACGGGGUCGUAUGAGGACCAGUGUGAACGAGAACGCCGACGUCUCCUCGUCGCCCGCCGCCGAGGACAUGGCGCGACGACGCCGACGCCGAAUGCGACCGAAGGCGAUGACGUUCGCCGGGCAGCCCCUCGCGCGCGUCGACGAAGUCGUCCGCGGCGAGUCCGAGUCCCCUUCCUCGUCCGCGUCGGGGAUCUCCGAGGGCGACGACGACGACGACGACGAAGACGACGAAGAACGCGAAGAGAAACAGAUCGAGGUUUUCGACGACGACGACGGGAACGAAUCCCCCGGCUGGCUCGACGGCUGGCUCGACGGCAUCGGCGCGCGGCUCGGGUUUUUCGACGACCACGACGCGCCGCCCGACGUUCUCCUCCCUCCGUCCCUCCUCCUCUCGGAGCACGACGCCGCGGCGAGGAUACAGGCGCGGCACCGCGGGCGCGUCGCUCGCGUCGCGGUCGCGGCGCUUCGAGAGGAGGACGCCGCGGCGAGGGCGAUGCAACGCGCGCGGCGCGCGGCGGUGGCGAAGCGCGAGCGCGUCAGAGCGCGCGCCGCAUCGCGCGUGCAAGCCGCCGCGAGAGGACGCGCGGCGCGGCGCGAGGCGGCGCGAAGACGCGCCGAGCGCGACGCGAGGCGAGCGGCGGCGACGGCGAUUCAGACCGCGUGGCGCGGGUUCGUCGCGGUCUGCGAGGUCAUGGCGCGCAGGGAGGUGAGGGAUCUGAAGAUCGCCGCGGCGACGCGGAUACAGAGCGGCGUCCGAGCCGCGGCGGCGCGCGUGAGGGCGAGGGCGUUGCGCGCGCGACGCGACGCGUGCGUGAUGAUUCAAAAGUGCUUCAGAGGCGCGGCGGAUCGCGCGCGGGUUAAGAAGGCGCGCGAACGCGGGGGGGGCGUCCUCGCCGCGGGGACGAUUCAAGCCGCCCAUAGAGCAAGGGCGGCGCGCGCGGAGGCUAAAUGUCGCCGCGCGGCGAUCGCGCGCGAGCGCGCGGCCUCGACGAUUCAAGCCGCGCAGAGAGCGAGGGCGGCGAGGCGCGAGCUCGCGAGGUUGAGAGAGCGUCGCGACCGCGUCCGCGCGGCGACGGCGAUUCAAGCCGCGCAGAGAGCGAAGGCGGCGAGGCGCGAGCUCGCGAGGUUGAGAGAGCGUCGCGACCGCGUCCGCGCGGCGACGGCGAUUCAAGCCGCGCAGAGAGCGAGGGCGGCGAGAGACGAGCUCGCGAGGUUGAGAGAGCGUCGCGACCGCGUCCGCGCGGCGACGGCGAUGCAAGCGAUGCGCAGAGGCGCAGAGGCGCGAAGAGAGGUGAAUCGCCUGCGCGAGCGCGAGGCGAGGCGACGCGCGGAGAGCGCGCGCGAGCGCGCGGCCGCGACGAUUCAAGCCGCGCAGAGAGCGAGGGCGGCGAGGCGCGAGCUCGCGAGGUUGAGAGAGCGUCGCGACCGCGUCCGCGCGGCGACGGCGAUGCAAGCGAUGCGCAGAGGCGCAGAGGCGCGAAGAGAGGCGAAUCGCCUGCGCGAGCGCGAGGCGAGGCGACGCGCGGUCGUCCUGAUGCAGUCCGCGCGCCGAGCGAAGGUGGCGAGAGACGAGCUCGCGCGUCGCCGAGCCGCAGAGCGCGCGCGCGUCGCGGCGGUUCGCAUCCAAAGCGCGUUCCGACGCGCGGCGGCGCGAAGGGAGGCGAAUCGCCUCAGAGAACUCGAGACGCGAGAGCGGCGGCGCGCUGCGGCGACGACGAUUCAGCGCGCGUACGUCGCCGCGCUCGCGCGGCGGGACCUGCGCGCGCUCGAGUCGGCGCGUCGCGCGCGUCGCGCGGAGGCGACUCGCGCCGCCGCGACGACGAUCCAGGCGCGCUGGAAGGGUGCGAAAUCGCGGAGGGCGUUUCGGACGACGCGCGACGCGGCGAUCGUCGCGCAGGCGGCGCGACGCGCCGCCGUCGCGCGCCGACGCGCCGACGCGGCGCGUUUGGAGCGCCGCGCGAGGGACGCCGCGGCGACGCGGAUACAGACGGCGCACAGAGCCGCGGCGGCGCGGAAGGCGCUCGCGACGCGCCGCGCCGCCGCCGCGUUGGGCAUCUCCAAUCUCUCGCUCGCGCUCGCCGCCGCCGCGGACGACGAGGUGGGCGCGCGCGAGAUGACGCGGCUGGAGCGCGAGGCGGUCGCCGCGGAGGAGUCGGCGGCGGCGCACCUCACGACGGCGGCGAGGAAGCGCGCUGAAGCGGCGGCGGCGGCGUCGGACCGCGUCGCGCUGUUGGAGACGACGGCGGCGGCGUGGCGGACGCGGUUGGAGGGGUUGCGGUCGCGCGAGACGGCCACCGCGGCGCCGUCGUCCAUGGUUUCUUCAAUCGCACGGGAAUCGAUCCCGACCUCGACCUCGAUAUCGGCCGCCGACGCCGACGCCGACGCGCUGGCGCUGGCGGCGGCGCCGUCGGACGACGAUAUCGAGGUCGAGGUCGGGAUCGACUCCCGUGAGAUUGAAGAAACCUUGGACGACGACGACGAGCUCGACGUCACGCGCGUGAGCCCCGGGACGAUCGACGUCGCGGUGGACGCCAACACGCUCGCGCUCCUGCGCGACGUGCGCGGCGCCGGGGGCGCGACGGGCGCGGGGUCCUCUCGCGGUGGGUCCCCGUCGUGCUCGAACUCGAACGCGGGCGGCGGCUCGCCGAUCGAACGCGCGGCGGCGCUCGCCGGGUUGAACGCGUUGCGGUCGAUGACGCGCGCGUUAUCUCCCGCGCGGUCCGCGUCGUCGUCGCCGUCGCCGUCGCCGCGCGCGUCGUCGCCCGUCCGCGCGGGCGCGUCGACAGCGCCGAAGAAGUCGCCGUCGCCGUCGCCGCUGUCCGCGUUCGUCUCCGCGCUCGCCGCGUCCGCGGACGACGGCGGCGGCGGCGCAAACGAUCGACGCGGCGCCGUUUCCGCCGCGGGGGGAAUCGAUUCCCCCAGUCUCGUCUCGAUCGUCGCCGAGGAAGCGCGCAUCGAGGCUGAGCUCUUCGGGAUCGGCGAGAAGCUCACCGGCGCGGCAGUCGCAGGGAAGGAGACGGAGAAGGACGCGGAGGACGACAUCGCGCAGGUGAGGGCGCUGCCGGAGUCCAUGACGAAGAAACCGCCGCCGCCGCCGUCGGAGAAGGAGGAGGAGGAAGGCGCGCGGGCGUCGACUGAGGACGCGCGGGAGGAGACGUCUUCGGAGCCGCGCGCGAACGACGCCGCGCCGACGCCCUCCGCGGAGCCGAACCCUCCUCGCUCCCCCGACGACGACGACGCGGCGCCAUCCUUCGGACGUCUCCCGCGCGGGACGCAUCGCUCGUGGGCCAAGACGCCCACGGCGAUCUCUUCCGUGCGGCGCUCGCGCGAGGACAUCGACGCCGUCGUUCGCGAGCGCGACGCCGUCGUGGACGAGCUCGCGCGGCGGCUGCCGCACGAGUCCGUGCGCGCGUCGCUCGCGCUUCGACUGCGCGGGAGCGGGAGCGGUCGAAACGCGGGCGACGGUGGCGACGGUCCGGGUCCGGGGUCCGCGGCGCGGCGGCGAAAGUCGAGAUCGCUGCGCGCGUCGGUGGAUCGCGCGCGCGCGUCGUUGAAGACGGAUGAUCUCGACGCGCUCGAGCGCGACGUCCUCGACGCGGAGAGGGCGGAACUCGCGCGGCGGCGCGGCGGGCUUCGCGGCUCGUCCGGGCUCGAUGCGGCGUCCGGGCUCGACGCCGACGCCGUCGCGGACGCGUUGCUCGCGUUCGCGACGCCCGCGGCGGCGGUGGCGGCGUCGGCGUCGAAAACUCCGGGCGGCGGCGGCGUUUGGCGGCGGCGCGGGCGACCGCUCGACGGCGACGUCGAGCUCGAUAUCGCGGCGAACGCGUCGACGUCGCGGCCGUGGAGCCGCGUCGGGAGUCGAGGCGGGAGCCGCGCAACGUCCCCGGCGCGUCGGCGCGCGAUCGACGCGCUCGCGGCGGAACGCGACGCCGUCGUCGAGGAGCUCGCGCGACGCAAAUCAGCGGCGGCGACGGCGACGGCGACGGCGAACGCGGACGCGGACGCGACCGCGACGACGGCGACGGAGACUUCCAAGUCACAGGACGCCGUCGCGAGCGCGACCGGGGACCGCCUCGAGGCGUGGAAAGCGCGCAUGGAGCGCGAGAUCGUGGAUCUCCGUGCCAAGGUUGCCAUCGCGGAAGCGUCAAAGGCGAACGCGUCGCCGCCGCCCGCUGCCGCUGCGCCGACCGCGACGCCCUCGAGGGACGCGGGGACGCGCGCGACGCCGCCGUCGUCGUCGCCGCCGCCGCAGCGCGAACCGUGGAAACCGUGGGGCGCGUCCGCGCCGGCGUCGCCGUCGUCGUCGCCGCUCGUCGCGGCGAAGGCGUCGCCGUCGCCGUCGCCGUCGCCGUCCGCGUCCGCCGUCGUCGAAGCCGACGCGCCGACGCCGCGCGCGCGGCUCCAACGCGAGCCGUGGAAGCCGUGGUCGAACGCCGCGCCGCCGUCGCCGACGCCGCUCGCCGCGAUGGACGACUCGACGCGCGACGCGGACGCGGACGCGGACGCGAACGAGAGAGAGGACGACGCGCGAGAGGCGCCGCCGACGAUGCUCGGUGACGCGACGCGCGCGACGAAGCGCGCGACGACGCCGACGCCGACGCCGACGCGCCCGAGGUCGCCGUCGCCGAAACCGAGAACGGCGUCUCCCGCGCGUAAAGCCGCGGCCGCGGCGGUGCGCGCGUACAAAGACGCGUCGCCGUCGCCGUCGCCGUUGCCGGUCGCGGUCGUCGCGGAGGCUGCCGCGACGCGCGGAGACGAGAACGCCGCAGACUCGGACUCGGACGACUCCGACGACGACUUUGGCUUCGCGUCCGUCGCCGCGAUGCCGCUCCCCGGCGCGGCGCUCGGCGGCGUGCUCGCGACGUCGAAGGAGAAGAACGCCGCGGAAGCGGCUGCCGCGGCGGCGAUGCGUUCGCCGUCGCCGUCGCCGUCGCCGUCGCCGUCGCCGAGGAGGAUAACAGACGCGUCGAGGCGGUCGAUGGAACGCCGCCGUCUCGCCGCGGAGGCGCCGGCGUCGCCGCCGCCGCGGACGAAAUCGCCGACGCGUUCGCCUUCGCCGCGGACGAAGACGCGCGCGCUCGAGAGGAAGAACGCGGCGCCGAGCCCGAAUCGGUUCGCGACGACGCCCGCCUACGCCGCGCGCGUCGUCGUCGACGUCUCCACGUCGUCCGCGUCCGCGACGCCGACGCGGACGCCGAACGACGGACGCGCGACAAACUUUUUCGGCCUUCCGAUUGAACGCGAACGCGACGGCGACGCGGACUCGUCCGACGACGGCUUCGACGCGCGCGCGCGCUCGUCCCGGGCGAGAUCGAAGAGGAACGACGCCGACGACGUCGCCGACGCGUGGGCGGCGGAGGCGACGAAGAGAGCGUUCGAAUCGUCGGACGACGACGACGACGCGUCGGACGUCGUAGACGCGGCGUUCGCGUCGACGCCGCGUCCGUCGUCGACGCGGUCGCCGCGUCGAAGCCGUCGUCGGGUCGAAUCCAUCGACGACGACGACGACGACGACGCCGAGGACAGCGACGACUCGUUCGACUCGCGGUUCGACACGUUCGUGCGGUCGUCCGCGAAGAAGGCGUCGGCGUCGCGCGGCGAAGCGUCGUUCGAGGCGAGGGUUCUGCGGUCGCUCGGGAGCGCGUCCAAGAGCGCGUCCAAGCUUCGGAGUCGUUCGCGUUCGCGUUCGCGCGCGCCGCCGUCGCCGCCGAGCUCCGCGACGAGGAGGACCACGCCGAAUCGCGCGGCGGCGAAGAGCGCGGGAGGGAGCAGCGCGGGGCGGCGACGCGCGACGUCGUCGUCGUCGUCGCCGUCGCCGCCGCGGCGCGGCGAGGCGGAGGAUCCGGAGGAGUCGUCGUUCGAGCGCGGGUUCCGGUCGUUCGCGCGCUCGUCCGCGAAGAAAGCGACGUCGUCGUCGUCGUUCGAGGCGCGGUACUUGAGGUCGUUCGCGAAUCUGGAAGACGAGAGUCUCCGCGAGAGUCUCCGCGGCGGCGGGAGCGCGUCAAAGAGGGUCUCGGCGACGCCGACGCGUCCGGCGGCUCCGGCGCCGUCUCCCGCGACGUCGAUCGACACCGUCGCGAGCGCGGCGCGCGACGACUCCGUCGAGAGCUCGUUCGACGAGCGGUUCCGGCGGUACGCUUCGAAUCGCGGGACUUUUGGCGCGAAGACGCCGACGCCGACGACGACGCGGGAAGCCGCCGACGCGCGAGUCUUUUCGUCGGCCGCGGCGCGCCUCCCUUCGACGCCGGAGGCGGCGGCGGAGGAGGACGACGGCGGCGCGUCUUCUCCGGAGAAGGCGCUUGACGCGGCUGAUGAAGUCCUUCUUAAGGAUCGGCGUUCACCACGCGAACGCGGUCGUACGGGGACCGGCGUACCGCGUCGCGUGAUGACGGACGACUUCGAGGCGUUCUUCGUCGACACCGGCGGCGCGGACGCGUACGACGCCGCGCUCGCGGCGGCGAUCGCGCCGCCGCCGACGGCGAUCGACCGACCGGGGGGAAGAGAGACGACGUCGCCGCCGCCCGUGACGGCGACGGCGACGGUGACGUCGUCGCCGUGGCGGAGGAAGAUUGAAGACGCGGCGGCUGCGGCGAUGCUUCGCGCGCAGAUCGACGCGCGGUUCGAACGGGAGAUGGCGGACUCGAUCGCGGCGGCGGCUGCCGCGGCGAGCGCGGCGAUCGAGGCGCGCGUCGUCGCGGAAGAGGCGGAGGAGAAGGCUUCUCACGCGCUCGCCAGCGUGGACGUGAACGCCGCGACGACGACGACGAAGGCAAAGUCGAAGAAGACGACGACGACGGCGAAGGGCGCCGCGAAGGGCGCCGCGACGAAACCGAGCGCGAAAGUGACGUCGAGCGGGUACGGGUACGGCGCGAUCGCCGCGAAGAGGGCGGCGGCGACGAAGCCGCCGAAGAAGUCCACCGCGACGACGGUCGCCGCGGUCGCCGCGCCCCCCGCGGCGGCGGCGGGUUCGGCGAAGAAGAAGAUCGUCAAGAGGAAGAAAACCGCCGCCGCGACGACGACGGCGACGAAGCGUCUCGAGAAGACGCGCGUCGUCGCCGCGGAGCGUCCGAGGCAGUGGCAUUGA